This is a messenger RNA of Saxophila tyrrhenica, 1128 nucleotides long. RefSeq lists its product as uncharacterized. Bases 1 to 1128 code for a protein of 375 amino acids. NCBI's taxonomy places the organism in Eukaryota, Fungi, Ascomycota, Dothideomycetes, Mycosphaerellales, Extremaceae. The record is from RefSeq and is a predicted model, not a curated record. The transcript is spliced from 3 exons.
AUGGCCAUGAUAAUACGAUCUGGUCGCCGAGACGAAUCCAAGAUACAAGACUCUGUCUACGACCUGGACUACCUCCGCCAUCAAUCCCGCUGGAUCCGCGACGACCUCGACCCGCAAGUCGCUCGCAGUGGUCCUGACGCCCUCCACUCAGACGACUGCUUGAAGCUGGAUGAGUUCCUCCGCCGUCUCCUGACUUCCAACAUCAGCUUGGACGACAUCCGCUUCAGCCGGCUUCACAAAGCCCUCGCCACCAUUUCUGGUCAGGCAACACGCUGGCCGGGUAGGCUCAUCGACAGAGCGGAUGCCGUGCUUGCGAUCUGGGAGAACAACUAUGGAUCUUUGAAGCGGCUUCCCAUCCCUCUGUACGAGCCGGGUGGUCGGCUGUAUGGCAUCUGUCGGCCUGAGGAUCUGAACAGGGAGAAGUUGAUCAUCAAAUGGUUGAAGGAGGUAGGGGUGAAGCUGAGUCCGAUGCAUGCGAGGAGGGUGGGUGAUUUGGGAUUCAAACCGGGAGAUUGGUGGAUCAAUCCGCUCUUUGCUUUUCGAGACGGCAUCAUCGAUUCUGGAGAACCUGCCGGAGGGGUCGUGUCCGACGAUCGCGGCGCCUAUGCCGUCCUGAUGACUGAAGAAGAGGAAGUGAAUGGCCCAAGCCCAGACGCCUUCACCUACCGGGCAAGAGAGCACGAUCGUGGCCGGUAUCGUUUGACGAGUGCGACGAGGGAGUCAAGGCAGCCUGUCCGGAUUCUGAGAAGCCACUCGCUGCGAAGCUUCUGGGCUCCUCGGGCUGGGAUCAGAUAUGAUGGGCUACACGUAGUUGUCGGCUGGUCAAUCAGCGCGAGUCCAAAGACGAAACGACCGGUCUACGAAAUCCAGUUCAAGCGCCUCGACAGCGAGCUGAAGAUGAGCAUCGUCCUCCGUCGUCCGUUUGCCGAUGAGUUGGAGGACUACAGGGAGUAUAAGCGGCUCCGUCAGGCGAUGCGGGAGAGUCGCCAUGAGAACGCUACGCCCAGGAUCGAGGUGCCACUUCUGGAGGUGUCGUUAGAUGGGAGCAGUGGGUCGGCGUCCUUUAGCCAUUCUAGGCGGGACAGCAUUCGUGGACUACAAGGGGAUGAUGUUGGUGUAUGGCAUUAA